CACUUCUCCUUUUCGCAACAAACACAAUAAAGAUCUCAACACCCUGAUUUCUCACCUGCACCUAGACCCAAUCAAUCCAGUUAUAAAUACAGACACAGAUACGUCACAGAAGCAUCAAAAAUACCUAUUCAGGACAAAAAGGGAGAUGGCCCCACUGCCUCCUCCCUCUCCGCUCCCCAAGUUUGUCUACAAAAUCACCCCAACCGCCCCGCCCGACCCGAUCCCCGAGCAAUACCCGCUUUCGGAGCUAGACCGGCAAGAUGGCUUUGUCCACCUGAGUGCUCCGUGGCAGAUCCCCAUCACAGCAGACCUCUUCUUCAAAGACACGCCCGCCUUCUACAUCCUCAAGCUGCGCCUCGCCAACUUCCCCGCCUCGAGCGUCAAGUGGAACGAGGUGGACGGUACCAACGGCUGUCCGCACCUGUACGGCAGCUUUGGUGCCAAGGACGUUGUCGACGUCAGGGAGUUUCGGCGCGAAGGGUCCCAGUCCUGGAGGGAAAUUCUGGAGGGCGAGGCUUGGUUAGAGUAGAGUAAUUAGGUGGUGUGCGAGUCAUUGGGUGAAAUGUAAUGGUGUUGUUGUUGGCGGCUCAGCUCAACCUGAGAUUGGAAAUUGUGGGAAAAGGUACGGAGGUAGUACACUUAGAAAUGCCAUACAUCUCUACAUAGACAUCGACCACCGUAGUCUGCACU
This is a messenger RNA of Canariomyces notabilis, 690 nucleotides long. RefSeq lists its product as uncharacterized. The record is from RefSeq and is a predicted model, not a curated record. Bases 146 to 529 code for a protein of 127 amino acids. The transcript has 2 exons. Lineage: Eukaryota; Fungi; Ascomycota; Sordariomycetes; Sordariales; Chaetomiaceae.